AUACCGGAGGUCAAAGGAAGCUGCUUACGACAGCCGUAUUGUGCGGCGGUGUUGUAGCUGUCAGCGUGACUGUAUGGAGACUGGUAUAUAACGCAGACACCCGAGCAGAGUGACGUCCUGCAGGCUGCCAGGACCAUGCUGUACCUGAUCGGACUGGGUCUGGGGGAUGCUAAGGAUGUGACCGUGAGGGGCCUGGAAGUGAUCAAGAGCUGCUCCCGGGUCUAUCUGGAGGCAUACACGUCUAUACUGUCCGUGGGCAAGGAGGCUUUGGAGGAAUACUAUGGCCGCGAGCUGAUCCUCGCCGACCGCGAGACCGUGGAGCAAGAGGCCGAUGAAAUUCUCCGAGACGCGGCUGUCACUGACAUUGCCUUUUUGGUGGUUGGCGAUCCAUUUGGGGCUACAACACACAGCGACCUGGUUCUGCGAGCUGCUAAGGCAGGAAUCCAGCAUCGAGUCAUUCACAAUGCAUCUAUACUGAGUGCUAUUGGCUGCUGCGGCCUUCAGCUUUACAAUUUUGGGGAGACCGCCUCCAUUGUCUUCUGGACAGACUCCUGGAAACCAGAGAGCUUUUAUGACAAAAUCAGAAGGAACCGACUGAGUGGACUGCACACUCUCUGCUUACUAGAUAUAAAGGUGAAGGAGCAAUCCAUAGAGAACCUUAUGAGAGGAAAAAAGGUCUUCGAGCCUCCGCGUUUCAUGACUGUGAAUCAAGCAGCAGAGCAGCUUUUACAGAUCGUGCAGAACAGAAGGGAGCUGGGAGAGGAACUUGCUCUAACCGAGAACACAAUCUGCGCGGGACUGGCCCGAGUCGGGGCUACUGACCAACAUAUAGCAGCGGGCACUCUGCAGCAACUCAGCACGGUUGACUUUGGAGGUCCUCUUCAUUCACUGGUGAUAAGCGGCUGCAUGCACCCCCUAGAACUGGACAUGCUUAGACUGUUUGCUGUGGAACCCUGUAGCUUUGAUCAGAUAAAUGUGGAGGACAGCUCAACAUAUCUGUCGUCAUAGACAAUCCGUGAACCAUCUGCCCUACUCGAUGCAGGAGCAGCUGCCCAGCCUGUGGCAGCAAACAGUGCUUUGUGUUUGUCCCCUUGUGUUACUGUGCCACCCUCAGUAGUGAUAGAGUAAUAUCCUAGGGAUGCACCGACUGCACACUUACUAUAUAUGAGCUAAAUCCAGAUGUUAGAAUUGGACCUCAUGCACGCGACCGUAUCAGUUUGACGGUCCACAAAUUUUUGGAUCCACAAAAUACGUAUGAGUUUGUGGUCCGCAUUUUGCAGAUAUGUUCUAUAUUUUUGCUGAACGGACAUGCAGAUGUGGACCUAUGUGCAUUCCGAAUCCGUAUGUCCGAUCAGCAAAAAGAUACAGUAGAACUUUUUUCAUAUUUGGCCGCAAAAUGCAGACCAUGGAUCAAUUGGAGUCAAUGUGUCCGCAAGAAAUGCGGAUGCAGCAUGGACAGUAUCUAUAUUUUGCGGAUCCGAAAUUUGAGGAUGGCAUAAUACAUACAGUCGUGUGCCUUAGGCCUUUAAAAGGGUUUUCCAGGAUUUUUUUUUAACUGAUCACCUUUCCUCAGGAUAGGUCUUCAGUAUCUGAUCAGUGGGGGUCCCACUCCCGGGAUUCCCACGGAUCAGUUGUUUAGAGUAGGCAGCGGUGCUCCUGUGAGCUCCUAGGCCUCAUGACACAUGAACCUGUUGUCACUUGGCCUAGAAAAGCAGAGAGGAGGCCAUGGCGCUCACAGGAGUGCUGCUGCCCUCUCAAACAGCUGAUCAGUGGGGGGUCCCGGGUGUCGAACCCCACCGAUCAGAUACUGAUGACCUAUCCUGAGGAUAGGAAAAUUUUGUAUCAAGGACUGCACCAACGUCCCACUUUCUGGAAGCGUCACAGUCACCAGCGGUUCGACUCUUUCCCGCUGAAAGUAAUAGGAAUAAAACAAGAUUAUGACCAGCGUCUUCCUUGUGCAAGUUUUUUAUUCCCAAUCAACACAGCAAACUGGCAACGUUUCUGCCUAACACAAGCCUUUCUCAAGCCAUAAUAAACAUCACACAGUGUGAACUUGUAUACCUCCUCCACAAAGGGGUUGGUGAUAAUUGGUACAACCCCUUGUGGAGAAGGUAUAUAAGUUUACACUGUGUGAUGUUUAUUAUGGCUUGAGAAAGGCUUGUGUUAAGCCGAAACGUUGGCAGUUUGCUGUGUUGAUCGGGAAUAAAAAAAAAACUUGCACAAGGAAAACGCUGGUUAUAAUCUUGUUUUAUUCCUAUCCUGAGGCUAAGUCAUCAGUAUAAAAAUCUCAGAAAACCCAGAAGAAACAUGCAAUGAAUCACACUCCUGAAAAUGAAGCAUGGUCAUUCCUCCUGUGGGCCAAGCUCUCCAAGCAGCUGGCUUUAUUAAAAUACAGAAUGUUGGUGCAUCCAUAAUAUACGCUCAGGCAUUUUAAUAUAAACCAGUUCACCCAUGUUCACUCUUCUAUCCCACUGGUUAUUUAUUUGGAAGCACAGGAGUUUUCCAGAAAAGCUUGUUCUUAGGCAUAAAAAUGAAUAAAACAAUAAAAUUUUCAAGUAA
Molecule: messenger RNA, 2559 nt
Organism: Bufo bufo (common toad)
Lineage: Eukaryota; Metazoa; Chordata; Amphibia; Anura; Bufonidae
Gene: DPH5
Product: diphthamide biosynthesis 5
Exons: 7
Coding region: 136-1008 (290 amino acids)
Biological process (GO): protein histidyl modification to diphthamide
Molecular function (GO): diphthine synthase activity
Source: RefSeq, a predicted model, not a curated record